Onychostoma macrolepis is the source of this 1899-nucleotide messenger RNA. It is a transcript of the gene klhdc2, whose product is annotated as kelch domain containing 2. NCBI's taxonomy places the organism in Eukaryota, Metazoa, Chordata, Actinopteri, Cypriniformes, Cyprinidae. Bases 199 to 1443 code for a protein of 414 amino acids. The transcript is spliced from 14 exons. Gene Ontology annotation, molecular function: protein binding. The record is from RefSeq and is a predicted model, not a curated record.
GCGAAUCAGCUGCUCCAUCAAAACAACACGAUCGCGUGCGACCGAUUACAGAAGAUAAUUCACUCGAUUAGAUCAACGCUACUGACUAAUUAUCAGUUAAAAGAGUCAUUUAAUCUGUGCUGAAGAUGACACGUGCAGUGGUAUAACAUACUGGCCGCCGUGUGAAGCUCUGUGGAGGAGUUAUAUUGAGUGUCAGACAUGGAGGAAGAUCCUGUCCCAAACAUGGAAGAUGAGGAUGAUGAAGAUGAGUUGGAGGAGGAAGGAGUGUUUGACUGGCUUCAGGAGGAGCAGGAGGUGCUGGUGUCCAGAGAGCGUCCGGCGGAGCGCAGCGGCCACAUCGCAGUCACUGACAGCGGCUGCAUCUUUGUUUGGGGAGGAUAUAAGAAUGCAGACGCCGAAGCAGCUGUAUUCACGGACUUGUAUUUGCCGAAGAACGAAGUCUGGAUUUACAACAUGGAGACGGGAGGAUGGAGGAUGCAGCGCUCGGAGGGCGAGGUGCCGAGCUCCAUGUCCGGCAGCUGCGGCUCGUGUGUGGACGGCGUUCUCUAUCUGUUCGGCGGACAUCAGGCCCGAGGAAACUCUAACCUGGUGUACCGUCUGCCGCUGAGAGCGUCUGCGCUGCGCUGGGAGAAGAUGAGCGAGCUGAAGGGCCUGGCGCCGACCUGCAAAGACAAGCUGGGCUGCUGGGUUUACAGAAACCAGCUGGCGUAUUUCGGGGGCUACGGCUAUAUAGCGCAGCCCGGGCACAGAGGAACAUUUGCACUAGACGAGAACUCCUUCAUGGGCAACCACGCAGGACGAGGCUGGAACAAUCACAUCCACGUUCUGGAUCUGGAGACGUCAGCGUGGAGCCAACCCAUCACAAAGGGAGACGCUCCGUCGCCUCGGGCCGCUCACGCCUGCGCCACCGUCGCAAACAGAGGCUACGUGUUCGGAGGACGGUACAUGGAUCAGCGGCUGAACGAUCUGUACUGCAUCGACCUGGACACGUGGGAGUGGAGUGAGAUGAGCGUUCCUCAGCACGGGCCGCUCGGCCGCUCGUGGCACUCCUUCACUCCGGUGUCGGCGGAUCACAUCUUCCUGUUCGGCGGCUUCACGACCGACAGAGACACGCUGAGCGACGCCUGGCUGUACUGCGUCAGGAAGAACGAGUGGAAACCGCUCAAACACGAGCACACGGAGCGGCCCAGGCUGUGGCACACGGCGUGUCUGGGUCCUGAUGGAGAAGUGUUUGUGUUCGGAGGAUGCGCCAACAAUCUUCUCUCUCAUCAACAGGCUGCUCACAGCAACGAACUACUGGUUUUCACAGUUCAGCCCAAAUCGCUGGUCAGGUUGUGCUUCGACGCGGCCGUCCUGCACCGGAAGCGCCUGGAGCUCGUGUGGGACGUUCUGCCCAAAGCCCUGCUCCUUCGGCUCAGACAGAGAACCGCCGGAGACUCCUAGAAGACACUCACACUCGCGUUCAGACGAGAGCCAGACCACCUGUGCGGAGAAACCAGAGACUUUUCUGACGAGUUAGCGUCCCGUCUCGUGCGGAUCGAGGAGUCGGUGUCGUGUGAGAGUGUAGCAGAAACACGAUUUAUUCCACUGGACAAACAAAAACAAUGCCUGAUUUUAUUUCAGCAUUUUCAACUACAUUAAUAACACAUCUGCAUUAAAAACGUCAAACACUGGUCAAUGCUCUUUUUUUUGUUGCCACAGUGUUACAGUUUCCUAAUUGUGUACAAACACAGCAGCAGGGAGUGAAGGGAAGAGACCUUCAUCUAACAAACUAACUCAUGAUCCGUCACAGCUCUAAUCCUGAUCUUCUGAUGCAGAUUUGUACAAAAAGCCAAAAUUUUGUAUUGUUUCAUAUCACUUUUUUUUUUCCAACAUGGAAAAUAAAUGGUAGAAAAUUUA